AUGUGGGCGAUUCAGUUUCUGCGCGACAUUGAAUGUGCAUGCUUGUUUCGACUACCAGAUUGUCUUAGUCUGAAACUUGUGUCAUUUCUGGUCGUUGUUGAUUGCUUUACCUAAUAAAUGUAGACUCCUUGUGUGCUCACUGGAUCGUUGGCCUACAUUUUUUCCUGCCCUCUUAACGCUACUCUGCAUGCUCUCCUAAUACAGAAAGUAGCUUCUGACUUGGCACAAAAAGCUAAAAUGCUUUGAAAUCUAUUAGUCUGUUGGCUUACAAUUUUCUAACCUUUAUGUGCACAACGAACUCUAGCGGUAAUUUACAAUAUAGGGUUUCUGCCAUCUGGGUUUGGAUUAAUCCAGUGAAUUCAUUGCGUCCGAACUCUGAUAACAUCCGUUUUGAAUCUGGUUCGUUAGUAUUUGUAUAUGAAGAACGGUUCAAGCGGUAACCUGAGGAGUUAUGUCACCAGUUGGUUUCAGCUGGUUAUUAGUUAGGUUAUUAAUAUGUCUAAAGCGGUUUGACGGCGGAAUGUGUGCAUUCGUCUGUCUAUUUUUCAUUUCUUAGUAUAAUAGCGUCAGUCCCUUUGUAACCGAUCAUAUAUUCGUUUUCUUUGGGAUUUUUUCUUGCGAUGUAGGUUGGUCACAUGACUGCCUAUACUCUAAUUUGUUUAUUCCCAGUUCAUUUAUUUUUAAGACCAUUAUAGGCUUUUGAUCUAUACUUUUGUGUUCAGCAAAACAUCAUUAACCUAAAGUCUAAGGAGACGGACGCUUGCUGAUCAUCAAACUUCGAAACUUAGUAAUCUUAUGUAUUAAUGCAUGACUUAAUUUUACUAUGUCACCAUCAUUGUCGUGCUUAAUCUUUAAAUACGAAAUAUCUCAACUGUAUUUGCAAUGUUUGCACUACCGAAGUACAUGUUUAGGGUCCCAAGAUUGUAAUGUUUUAUCACCUGUUUUUAGUAGCUUCGGUACAUUUCAAAACAGACUGAGGGAACCUAUCACGAAACAGGUAUGUUUGGAUCCUAUCUUUUUUCGUCACGAUUAUGAGCUUCCCAAACUAUUCUUAAUCUUUCUAGUUAAUAUCCUUACAAAUGCCUCACUCUAAGGUACUCAUUACAGAAAAGCAUCAAAAUACGGUUAAUGGACACUGAACAUAUACAAUGUUUUUUCAACACUACUUAGUUUCAUUACUAUGGUAUAUCGCUUGUCUAACAUUUUUUAAAAAUCGUCUUUAAAUCCACCACUAGAGCUUACAAUUUAUAAAAUGUCUUAUUCCAGUUUGGUCGCAAUUCAGCCAAUGGAAGCUACUAAUCUCUUAUCAACUUUGGAACUUCUGUGUGCACCCAAGAAGCUUGAUCGUGAAAAAGGCGAAGAUCAGCUGAAUAACAUAUCACUAACAUCUGACGAAGUUAAGUUGGUAUCAAGUUGGAUAGAAGAAAAGUUGGAAGGGCUGUCUAAUUGGGAAGACGUAAGUAGUUGUUGUUACUAAUUUUUGCCAGGUCUUUGGUGGGAUCACUGCAGCUAUCAUCCUACUUCGCAAUGCCGAUUAUCGAUCUCUGGUAGAUGUUGGUAUUGUCGGUAAAUUAGAAGAUCAAGCAGUUGAAUGUCAUGAUAACCCUGAAUUCCGAGUUCGUAUAGCUGCAGGUCAACUUAUGGGUUCCCUCUGUCGACAUGCUGGAUUAUCUUUGUUCAUCCGGUACUUACCCACUGUAAUUCAGGGUGUCGUCACUAAUUUAGAAAGAAAUACUGAAGCCCCUGUAUCUGAAGCUGAGUUAUCUCUACGAGAGCUCAACUUAGCUAAGGAAUGCAGUACUAAUUUGAGCAGCAGUUCUCUAUCUAUUUUCCAUGAUACAGCAGGUUGGAAAAAUUUGGAAACAUGGAUGAAGUGUGUACAGGAAAUGGUUUCAAAUCUUCCAUCCAAGGAUUUCAUUAAAGUGGAUAGAACUAUUAUUUUGGAACUUAUUUUUAAAGCUGUUCAGCACGUCAAUCGUUUUGUUCGUGAAACGGGUUAUGAUGUUUUAUCAACAAUGAUUUCUCAUCAUUUAUGUUACACGGAGUCAGAAGCAAAGGAAGCAACUUAUAUCAACGUUGCAACUCAACUCGCUAAGGGUUUAUCAGAUAAUUGGAGUCAAGUCCGUAUGGCCGCUUCCAGAGCAGUACGAACUCUUUUUGAGGUUGAUCCUCCCUCUGGAUAUACGAGAGAUGAUAUUUACCCUAUUCUUUUGCCAGCUAUGUGUUUAAACAGAUAUUACGUUGCUGAAGGCGUCAGGAUUUAUAGUCAAGAUACUUGGUGUCGUGUUACUCAAGGAGAAGGUCGAAAGUUACUUGGUCAAUAUUUAGUUCCAGCUGUCGAUUAUUACAUUCAACAAAGUGAUGCCGAUAAUCAUGCGGUUCGUGAGGCUUCUUGUGCGUCUAUGGCUGAGAUUGUAACUAAAUUAGAUCCAAAUUUGCUACUACCGUGUGUCAGUAAAUUGCUCGAUGCCUUAAUUGUAUGCUUUGGAGAUGAAAGUUGGCCAGUAAGAGAUGCGGCCUGUGUUGCACUUGGUUCAUUGAUUUCCACCUUUCCUAAUGAGACACGCGCGGCUGGCUACGAUAAUUUAAUGGCUACACAAUUCUUACGAAACCUUAGUGAUAGUAUUCCAUCAGUCCGUGAUGGUGCAGCUAAAUCGAUUGCCGCGAUUUUAAAAUCAGUUGGUGAUCAAAAUUUAUUCCAACAUUAUAUCAAUCAUAUCGUAGAGAAAAUUGAUGGAUUAAGCAAACAGCCUAAAGAAUCUCAUGGUGCAGAAUCUUGUCGUGUAUCUGGGAAGGGACCAGGAGCAUCUCAUGUUACUGUUCACAGUGGAGAUGCUGCUCAUGAUAGUCGUCAUACUGAUCAAGUUAUGUACUCCUGUGGAUCCUUGGCCCCGAAGCUUCAGAAAGGUCGAAAAGGUGGUGGUUGUCAUAAUGGUCUUCAUCAACGUGCCAGUGAACCUUGGGAAGAGGCUGAUGGCGCAAUUCGCUUGAUCGGUCAAAUAUCAGACAAGUUCCCAAACCGAGUCACUGACGAUUUGAUUGAGCAACUAUUGAAGGGUUGUGAACAUCGAAAUUAUACACAUUAUCCUUAUUUUUUAGAAACUGCUUGCGAUGUAAUUGUACAGCUGUGUAAUCAUCUCGAAAAACCUCAAUUUAAAAAAUAUAUGGAUGCGUUUCUGGAAGUAUUGGCAACCGCAGUAGAAAGCAAGUUACCGCUGGCUGUUAAUGCUGCAUCGGAAUGCCUUAAAUCUAUAGGAAAUCGUUUUGGUCCAACCGUGCUACGUGGUCGAAUUGAAAGUCACAUUAAUGCAUUUGUUUCUGAAAACCUAGUUGAUUUAUUACCUCCUGUGUGACACUUACCAUUCUAUCCGGUACAACAACUAAUGAUCAGCGUCACAAACUUUCUUUUAUAUGUGAAUCAACAAAUUUUUGUUAUUAAUCGCUUAUAAUUUUAAAAAUAAAAACCUCAAUGUAAUUUUGAAUACAUUUAUUCAAAACAUGCAAUCUACUGUGGUAUA
This is a messenger RNA of Schistosoma haematobium, 3518 nucleotides long. RefSeq lists its product as uncharacterized. Gene Ontology annotation, biological process: protein import into nucleus. Bases 1641 to 3353 code for a protein of 570 amino acids. Gene Ontology annotation, molecular function: protein binding; nuclear import signal receptor activity. Gene Ontology annotation, cellular component: nucleus; cytoplasm. NCBI's taxonomy places the organism in Eukaryota, Metazoa, Platyhelminthes, Trematoda, Strigeidida, Schistosomatidae. The transcript has 9 exons. The record is from RefSeq and is a predicted model, not a curated record.